Molecule: messenger RNA, 1326 nt
Organism: Dimorphilus gyrociliatus
Lineage: Eukaryota; Metazoa; Annelida; Polychaeta; Dinophilidae
Source: the annotation of a GenBank genome assembly
GUUUUCGUAUUUGUGACUCAGUCAACGACUUCCAACACUAAACAUUGAAAUAUGAGUAAAGGAGUAGUGACAUGUUUGAUAAUUGGAGCUGGCCAGAGGGGAUACGCUUAUUCAGAUUUCGCUCGUUUACAUCCCGACAAAUUGAAAAUAGUUGGUAUAGCAGACAAAAAUGAACUCAGAAGGAAUAGAGUUAAAGAUGAGGCUAAUAUUUCGCAACAGUACACAUUUACUGAUUGGAAAGAUGCCGCAAAACUGGAUAGGUUUGCUGAUUGCGCAGUAAUAUCAACACAGGAUAGAGAACAUAAGGAACCAGCGAUUGCUUUUGCCAGUAAGGGAUAUCAUAUAUUAUUGGAGAAACCGAUGGCUGUUACAGAGGCAGACUGCAAAGAGAUAGUAAAAACUUGUAAAGAAAAUAACAUAAAUUUAACCGUUUGUCACGUUAUGCGCUAUACACCGGAAGCUAGAAAGAUCAAAGAACUAAUAUCAAAUGGAAGCAUUGGUGAAGUAGUCAACAUUCAGCUUAUCGAACCUGUUGGCUCCUUUCAUUUUAGUCAUUCGUAUGUUAGAGGAAAUUGGAGAAGAGAAGAAUUGAGUUCUUGUUCCCUACUUGCAAAAUCAUGCCAUGAUAUUGAUUUAAUAGUAGAUUGGAUGGAGGGAACGAAGUGCAAGGCCGUCUCGUCUUUUGGCUCCUUGAAGCAUUUCCGAAAAGAGAAUAAGCCGGAAGGGGCGUCAGAUAGAUGCCUUAGUUGCCACUUGAAAAACAGCUGUCCCUAUUCAGCAGUAGCCUAUCUCGACGAAGUUAAAUCAUUCAAUACGGGUUGGCCCGUCAGUGUUCUAUCCGACAAUCCCGACAUUGAGAAUAUUACGGAAGCGUUGAAAACUGGUCCGUACGGUAGAUGCGUCUACAGUUGCGAUAACGACGUCGUCGAUAAUCAAGUAGUUAAUAUGGAAUUUGAGAAUGGUUCUACAGCUUCCUUUACAAUGGUAGCCUUUACUAAGAAAACUUGCGUAAGAGAAGUAAAGAUUUUUGGAACAAAGGGAGAAAUUCGUUGCGAAUUCGAUGAGAAUUUAGUUAAACAAGCGGAUUUUGUUUCAGGUCAAACAUAUUUCCACACAUUUAAGAGGAAUGGAGGAAAUUAUGGUAGAUUAUCUGGACACGGUGGUGCUGAUUAUCACACUAUGAAGGCGUUUGUUGACGCAGUUGCGGAGAGAGACGAAUCGAAAAAUUUAUCUGGGCCAGAUCAAACUUUACAGAGUCAUUUACUGGUGUUUGCAGCUGAAAAGUCACGCUUGACGAAGACUACUGUGUAUCCGCAAUUAAAUUGA